Molecule: messenger RNA, 592 nt
Organism: Guillardia theta CCMP2712
Lineage: Eukaryota; Cryptophyceae; Pyrenomonadales; Geminigeraceae
Exons: 6
Coding region: 8-592 (194 amino acids)
Biological process (GO): protein folding
Cellular component (GO): cytoplasm
Source: RefSeq, a predicted model, not a curated record
ACAAGCCAUGCCGGCAAGCGCGUUACCCAAGUCGGCACAAGAUGAGUUGGUCAGAGAACAUCCGGAGAUGGCCAUGAAGGCUGGGCUGAUCCAGCAGACGAAGGAGAACAAGGAAUACAAGCGACGGAAGCAACACUAUCACAAUGGUCAGCUCGUCUAUGAGUGGGAGCAAUCGUUGGAUGAGGUCAACAUAUACAUCACUCCUCCUCCUGGCGUCACGGCCGACAUGUUCGACAUAGAGAUAAAGUCGAGCCACAUCACAGUUGGCAUCAAGGGCAACACUGAGAAGUACCUCAACCAUGAUCUCGGCGGGAAGUGUAAGCAUACAGAGAGUUACUGGACGCUGGAGGACGUUCUUGGAGGAGGAAAGGAGAUCCACAUCACAUUAACGAAGAUGGCGAAAGCUGUGCCAUGGGAAAGCGCACUGCAAGGCCAUCAGCCGCUAGAUCCUGUAACUGCCACUGAGGUGCGGAAAGACAUCAUGAGAGAGAGAUUCCAGGAAGAGCAUCCGGGCUUCGACUUCUCGGGAGCAGAUUUCAACGGUCAAGUGCCAGACCCGAGCACUUUUAUGGGAGGCGUUGGCUAUCGUUGA